Messenger RNA from Astrephomene gubernaculifera, 1479 nucleotides. NCBI's taxonomy places the organism in Eukaryota, Viridiplantae, Chlorophyta, Chlorophyceae, Chlamydomonadales, Astrephomenaceae. The record is from the annotation of a GenBank genome assembly.
CUGCACCAUAAGCAUUGAACCGCGUUUCUGGGUAUCGAGAUAUCGCUUUUGUUACGAUGUCAACGCCCUGCGCCCCUCGCGCGUCGUCAAUGGCCUGUUCGACAUAGGCGUCUAUUGAUUAUUGCAUUAAUCUUUCAGGAUGGCAACAAGAGGACAGCCAGUUAUUAAUGUUUAUCCAGUAGGCAACUACAGCUUUGGCACCAAAGCCCCAAAGCUGGAAAAGGAUGCGAACGUAAAUGAGCGCUUGGCACGCUUGAAAAGCAAUUAUGAAAAAGACGGCAUGCGACGAUCCGUGGAGGCUAUCUUGCUAGUCCAAGAGCACAACCACCCUCAUGUGCUCCUUUUUCAACUCGGACAGUCUUACUUCCGGUUACCAGGCGGACGGCUACGUCCGGGGGAAGACGAGGUGGAGGGGCUGCGCCGCAAGCUGUCUAACAACCUGGCGCCCCCCAGCACGGCGCUGCAGGUGGUGUGGGACGUGGGCGAGGUUCUGAGUGUGUUCUACCGGCCCAACUUCGACACCGCCUUCUACCCCUACGUGCCGCCGCACAUCAGCCGGCCCAAGGAGUGCCGCAAGCUGCUGGUGGUGCAGCUGCCGGAGCGAUGCGUGUUCGCGGUGCCCAAGAACAUGAAGCUGGUUGCCGUACCUGUAUUCGAGCUGUACGACAACCUGCCGCGGUACGGCCCCAUCAUCUCCGCCGUACCCGCGGUGCUGUCCCGUCUCCGGCUCAACCUGCAGUUCGUACUGCCGCCGCCCCCACCGCCCAUGGAGCAGCAGCAGCAGGGGGGGCAGGACGGCUACGGGCAACACGGGCAACUGGAGCCGCAGUACCCGACAUAGCACGAUAUGGGUGUCACAGAGGGGACAACUUGCUUGGCUGGGCUUGCGGGAGUGGAGAGGAGCAGGCCGCCUGGUUUAUGCGCGUGGCGGUUGUGGCAAAGUGGCAGUGUUGAUUGUGUGUGAACAGGAUUCUUGGGGGUCAAGGGAGGGUAAGAGGGCUGCAAGGGCGUUGCAGAGGGGCUUAGUGGGUUGGUGGCAUCUAGGAUUUGGCCUUGCCUCUUGCAUGGGUGUGCUGACAGUGCAGUACUGGUCGGCCCAUGGGCCCAUUGGUUGCUUCUUACAAGAGAUCUUCCUUUCUGUAACCUUGAGACUUGCCUCAUAUUAAAUCCUGUCCGCAAUCUUCUACGUCCUUUCGCGAGGAAGCGUGGGACAGGUGUUGCCCCUUAUGUUUCAGUUGCUUUGAAAGUGCGAAGGGCUAACAGGAGUAGGCGUGCCAUAAACCGACCAUCAUGGAGGCCUCGUUAGACUAUAUUAGUGUUGGUGUUAACCGAGUAGUAAAUGCGCUGGCGUGGGGUGCGCAUGGCGGCGUCGCUUUUGCCGCCCACCACAUGGUUGCGCUAUAUGACGUUGAGGUAGGGAAUUACUAUUCACGUUUCAACUUGGAAGCUCUAUGUAACUAAUUUGUGCUUAUCUCCGGC